This is a messenger RNA of Hepatospora eriocheir, 2757 nucleotides long. NCBI's taxonomy places the organism in Eukaryota, Fungi, Microsporidia, Hepatosporidae. The record is from the annotation of a GenBank genome assembly.
AUGACUGAAGAUAAACAUAACACAACUAAAUUAGAUUACUUAAAUUCUGUAGAAAUACAUCGAAAUGUAGAAACAAACGUAGAUGAAACGCGAGAGAAGUUCUUUAUAACAUUCCCUUAUCCAUACAUGAAUGGUAAGUUACAUUUAGGUCACCUCUAUUCUUUCUCUAAAGCAGAUAUAUUUGCACAUUUUAAGGAAUUACAAGGCUAUAAUGUAUUGUUUCCAUUUGCAUUUCAUUGUACAGGAAUGCCAAUAUCAGCAUCAGCUCAGAAAUUAAAGGAAGAAAUAAGAGGUAAUAAGGUUGAUCUGUCUAUAAUAGAAAUAUUGAAGUCAUUAGGAUUUUCUUUAGAGUGUUGUGAUCAAUGUAAAUAUUUAGAAGUUUUAGUUGGUAACAUGAGUAAUAACAGUAGUGAGAAUGUUAAAAACUUUAUGUUGUUAUGUCCUGGUUGUGGUAUAAAAGAUGCUACAUAUGAAAAGAAUAAGCCAAUUUAUAAAUUCACUGAUCCUUAUCACUGGUGCAGAACAUUUCCUAAAUAUUGUAAAGAAUCAUUGAUUGGGUUUGAUAGUAUGAUUGAUUGGAGAAGAUCAUUUAUUACAACUGAAAUUAAUCCAUAUUAUGAUGCUUUUGUAAAGUAUCAAUUUAAAAAACUCAAGUCAUUGGAUGUGAUUAAGUUUGGUAAGAAACAUUCUAUAUUUUGUCCCAUUGAUAAUCAGCCAUGUCUUGAUCAUGAUAGGAGAAUAGGUGAAGGAAUUAAACCAAUAUUUUUAGAAUGUUUUAAACUUAAGAAAAAUAAUGUUAUACUACUCAUACCUAAUAAGAAUAAGUAUAUCACUAAGAAUGUUACUAAAAACUAUCAAAUAGUUAUAAGUGAAAAUACUUAUGUUGUGAAAACAAUGAUUGAUAAACAAUUAUACUUAAUGGAAGAUUAUAUUUACAACAAUCUAAAAUACCAACUAGAUGAAAUAGGUGAACCAUCAGAAUGUUAUUUAGAAGAUUAUUUUGAUAAUAUAAAGGUUAUUGAGAAUGUAAAAACAAGUUUUAUUAAAAUAACCAGUGAUAAUAAUGAAGAAGAAAAAUUAAUUAAUAUUGAUAUCAAUUCAGUAAAACCAACUUUAAAGUUGUUAGAAAAUAAACAUUUCAUAGGAUUGUACAUACCAGAAGGAUAUGUAAAGUCACGAGCAGGAGGGGAUUGUGUUGUUGGUUUAGUAGAUCAAUGGUUCAUUAAUUACAAUGAUGAAGCAUGGAAAGAUAAAGUAUAUGAGAGUAUGAAGAAUAUUGAGUGUACAGAGGAUACUAAAAGUAAACUGAUUGAUUCAAUAGAUUGGAUUAAAGAAUGGGCAUGCAGUAGAACAUUUGGAUUAGGAACUAAAAUACCGUGGGACAAAGAAUAUCUAAUUGAUUCAUUAAGUGAUUCUACAAUUUAUAUGGCUUUUUAUACUUUUAAACAUUAUUUAUUUAGUGAUUUAGAAGGUAAAGAUGAGCUUUUUCCUAAAAAACUUGUAUGUGAAUCAAUUUAUAGAUUUAUUUUUAAUGAAAUUGAUGAAUCUCAAUUAAAGAAUGAUUUAAUAACUAAAAAUAAGUCUAAUAUUGAUUUAGAUCAACCCAUUGAGAUUUUAAAGAAAUGUAAAGAAUCUUUCAACUAUUUUUAUCCAGUAGAUUUAAGAGUGUCAGGUAAAGAUUUAAUAAGCAACCAUUUAAUAUUUUUCAUAAUGAAUCACGUUCUUUUAUUUGAUAAAGAUAAGAUUCCUAGAAGAAUAUUUACAAAUGGACAUUUGUUAUUGAAUGGAAAAAAGAUGAGUAAAUCAGAGGGUAAUUUUUUAACGGUAGAAAAUGCGUUAAUUAAAUACGGAUCUAGUAGUUGUAGAAUGUGUUUAGCUGAUUGUGGUGAUACUAAUGAAGAUGCUAAUUUUGUAGAAAAUAUAGCUGAUUUAUUUGUUUUAAAAUUAUACAGAUUAACUAAGAUAAUUGAAUCAAUAGUAGUAAGUGAUAAAGAUAAUAAUGAAGUUAAUAUUAGUGAAUCUACAGAUAAUAAUGAAGUUGAUGUUAGUGAAUUAAUUCUUAUAAAUAGAAUUUACUUAAAUUCAAUAGAAACUUUAAAAUCUUAUGAAUCAAUUAAUUUUAAAGACGUGAUUAAAUAUGGAUUUUAUGAAAAUCUAAGUGCAAUUGAAAAUUAUGAAAUUAUGUCUAAUAAGAUCAAUCAUCAAUUGAUUAAUUAUGCUUAUAAAACAUUAAUACAGUUAAUGUAUCCUGUUAUACCAUCAUUAUCUAGAUACUUAUUACAACUUAUGAAUUGUAAUGUUGAAUUGCCUAGAAUGUUUUUGAGUGAUAAUUAUAUAACUAUCGAUAUGAAUAUUGAAUGGAAGUAUAUUGAUAUUUAUAAUUAUUUAAGAAGUAUUAUUAGUAGAAUCAAACCAGGUAAUAAAUAUUGUAUUGAGCCAGGUGAAGAUUAUUGUGAAUGGAAGAAAGCAGGUAUGGAAUUAGUUAAUAAGUUUAAAGACUCUGAAGAUUUUAAAACAGUUAUUCUUAAAGAAAUUAGAGAAUCAACUGAUAAAAACAUUAAAGGAAAUAAGAAGAUCAUGAUGUUCUGUAUGGACUAUUAUAAUUUCCCCAGUAAGUAUGUGAGAACUUUUAAUGAAAUGAAAAUUCUUAAAACAUUUAAAGAUUAUUUGAGUAAAAUUAGUGGUUCAUUUAUAGAAAUUGGAGAUUUUAAUAAAACUAGUGAACCAUUAAAACCUUCAAUUAUUCUAAGAAAAUAA